GUAGCAAGCUAUUGAUAGAGAGAAACACAAAGGCAUCAAUGAUGAUGGGGAAGUCGUCACCAUCAACGUCGCCGGUGUACGCCGUUGCCGCCGCGCUGCUGCUUGUGUACUUGAUGGUGGCCAUGGGCGCCGGCGUGGUGGAGGCGGCGGUGGUGCCACCGUCGAGGUGCAACCCGACGCUGCUGACGCCGUGCGCGGGGCCGGCGCUGUUUGGGGGGCCGGUGCCGCCGGCAUGCUGUGCACAGCUGCGGGCACAGGCGGCGUGCCUAUGCGCGUACGCACGGAGCCCCAAUUAUGGUAGCUACAUUAGGAGCCCCAACGCUAGGCGUCUCUUCGCCGUCUGCGGCCUUCCCAUGCCGCAGUGCUCUUAGAUCUUAAUUAGCUUGCUUCGAUCACACCCAUGGCUAUGGCUUUGGAGCUCUAGCAUCAUGUGCACAGUGUAAAAUGUUGUGGCAUGAAUAAAAUGGUUGUCAUGUUUAGUUCAGUGAUUCCAUGAUAUCAAUCCCAAGGUACAGUAGUUAAUUACUUUGCUAA
Oryza sativa Japonica Group (Japanese rice) is the source of this 534-nucleotide messenger RNA. Its product is annotated as probable non-specific lipid-transfer protein 2. Gene Ontology annotation, biological process: lipid transport. The record is from RefSeq and is a predicted model, not a curated record. NCBI's taxonomy places the organism in Eukaryota, Viridiplantae, Streptophyta, Magnoliopsida, Poales, Poaceae.